AUGGACCUGUACUCAAAACUUGCUAGCAGUAUGGAAGAACUGUCCAACACAUUCACGUCACGGAUGGCAGCAUAUGAAGAGGAGCUGAAGAGUGUGAGCAGCAAUGAAGCCUCACAUAAAACCAUUGCCAGCCUGUCCCGGGAUUACACGGACUUCAAGUGCUUGGUAUGGAAGACAUUGAGUGCCCUCAAACUGCAGCUGGAGUUGUUGACGUUGGGUCUGGAUAGGCAUGAGAUGGCUUCACGCAAGCAAGUUCUUCUUCUGCAUGGUCUUCCGGAAAAGAAGGAUGAAGACUACGUUUCUCAGGCUGUCUUAGUUCUUAAGGAGAAGUUGAAGAUGACCAAUAUUUCUGCGGUGGAUAUAGCCUCAUGUCAUCGUCUGGGCACUGAGACGGGUAAGCCACGUCCUUUACUAAUUAGAUUACAGAGCCUCAGUCUACGCAGUGAAGUGUGGCGAAGCAAGACCAUGCUGAAGGGCUCUGGACUGGUUUUCUCGGAGUUCCUGACCAAACCCCGACAUGAUGCGUUCCUUGCCGCCCGCAAGCAUUUUGGGGUGAAGCAGUGCUGGACAUCCGAAGGCAAGAUAGUGGUACUGCUCCCGGACAAGUCUAGGCGAAAACUAGAAUCCCCAGCUGAACUGCAGCAAUUAACGAGACAGUUUCCGACGUUGGCUACUUCCGCUACCGAGCCGACACUGGGCGCACGGGGAAGUCCGUUGUCCAACAAGUCUCCAUCGGGGAAGAAGUCGAAAAGGCAUGCGAAAUAA
Helicoverpa zea (corn earworm) is the source of this 765-nucleotide messenger RNA. RefSeq lists its product as uncharacterized. The record is from RefSeq and is a predicted model, not a curated record. NCBI's taxonomy places the organism in Eukaryota, Metazoa, Arthropoda, Insecta, Lepidoptera, Noctuidae. The coding region runs from base 1 to 765 and encodes 254 amino acids. The transcript has a single exon.